AUGUUCGAGAUAGACGAAGAGAAGAUAGAAUCUACUGCAUGGCGCUGCAGUAGAUAUUCAACACAACAUUGUCGUUCUCGUUUGCACACAUGUAUUAUUACCAACAGUAUUAAAAAAGAACCAGCUGAACACUCAUAUCAAUUCGAUGCUAUUACAGUUGAAAUUCGAAGAUUCGAGCAACAAUUGAUCGAUCGCGCCAAGAAUACACAAGAAACACCAGAGGUCAUUAUGACUAAUCGUACUAGAGCACUUAGUCGUCCACCUGUUCGUGAUCAUAUUAAACGGCGAAUUCAAAAAAUACGCGCUAAAAAUGAUUAUGCAACUGUGCCAAACGAUCCUAAUUUUGUGUCAAUUUCAUUUACAUUGAGUAGCACCCAAUAUGGUAGUGAAUUCUGA
This is a messenger RNA of Adineta ricciae, 396 nucleotides long. The record is from the annotation of a GenBank genome assembly. NCBI's taxonomy places the organism in Eukaryota, Metazoa, Rotifera, Eurotatoria, Adinetida, Adinetidae.